CAAAGUUGAUUUACACCCCAGAAUUAUUUGACUCGCCGUCCACAGACAUAUUAUAUGUUCGAGGAGUUGUAUUAGCUGGGCAGAAAAAAUUCACACCAGAAUUGUCGUUCUCCUCAAGAGCGCACGAGAGGCCAGCCCAUGAUCUUCCAGUCGCCCCGUAAGAACGAUACAUCCCUUUCCUCCCAAAAAACCAUCACGAUGAGUGUAUGAAUGUCGCCGUCUCGAGAGUGGUGAACUACACGCGUACCAACCUCCGCUCUAUCUCUAUCCACUACCCUUCAAACCUGACCUCCGAUGCCGGCGUCAUGGAAAGAGGGUCUCGUCAAUGCUUUUCCGAUCCCUCAGGAUCGUACGAAGCUGAGAUAUGCUUCGAAGAAGGACAAACAUAAUGUGACCAUAUCCACGGAGCUCGUUUCUGUUGUGGAGUCGUUGGAGACUGUCUCUUUGGAAGGAGACCCUUUCCCAUUUCUCGACCUCCCAGGAGAGAUCCGUAAUAAGAUCUAUCACUUGGUCUUGUUCGGCAAGCCGGGCUACCGAGUCGUCAAUGGUCGGAUGCGACCUUCCCGCAUAGGUAUCAUGCUUGCCAACAAACGCACACACCGCGAAGCCGCCUACAUUCUUUACAGCACUUCAAGCUUCCGCAUCUUCCCUCUCCAGGAUUUCACUCCUGCGCCAGUCAUACAAGAGCUUCGCCCCAUGUAUCGCGCCAUGGUGACUUCACUGGAAAUGGUGGUCGGCUCAAGCUGGACAAGCCCACCCAAGACGUGGCGUGUAGGUAAACUUCUGGCAAAGCGCCUCUCCAGGCUCUCCGCUGUUCACACUUUGAAGGUCUUUGUCGAGCUUGAUCCCAGCUUGCCGAUGUUUGAGAAAUAUCGGGUCUCGCUGGGCUUCUACACCGACUUCUGUGGAGACCUCUUACGGGAUGUCCUCGCAUGCAUGCCGCACGUGAGCCACAUUGAACUGAAUGGGAAUCCGGGGAUCGACACAACAGGGCCACUGGUGUUGAGGUUGCUCCAGGAAGCAGAAACUAAGGGCAAAACGUGUACAUUAGGAUCAACGAAGGCGAUCACCACCCCGGCUGGAGUUAAGCUGGCAUUUUGGUAAAGACCGGCAUUAAUACAACUACUACUUCGUAACAGUCCUUGUGGAUCCUUCAAGUCCUAUUUGUAUC
Cladophialophora immunda is the source of this 1171-nucleotide messenger RNA. RefSeq lists its product as uncharacterized. The transcript has a single exon. The record is from RefSeq and is a predicted model, not a curated record. The coding region runs from base 295 to 1104 and encodes 269 amino acids. NCBI's taxonomy places the organism in Eukaryota, Fungi, Ascomycota, Eurotiomycetes, Chaetothyriales, Herpotrichiellaceae.